GCGCUAGGAAUGCUGGGAAAGCCCGUCUGGUUUCCUGUGCCGUAAAGAACUUGGUUCAUUCGUUCAGAAUUUGCAGAUUCUUUCUUUGGCUCUCCAAGGAGGGCUUUAAGAGAGCCCUGAAGCCAUGCCCUUCUCAACCCAGCCUGAAACAGGCCAAGAGCAGAAUGUUCUGGUAGCAACUCUUGAUAACGUCAGAAACCUCUCCAAUAUUUUGAAAGCCAUUCAUUUCAAAGACCAUGCUACUUGUUUCGCUACAUCAAAUGGACUCAAAGUCACGGUGGAAAAUGCAAAGUCUUUGCAAGCCAAUGCUUUUAUUCAGGCCGGAAUUUUCCAAGAAUUUGUAGUGCGAGAAGAAUCUGUGAUGUUCAGAAUCAAUCUGUCUGUACUUUUGGACUGUUUGACCAUCUUUGGAACAAAUUCUUUGCCAGGAACUCAGACAGCCCUUCGGAUGUGUUAUCAGGGAUAUGGCUACCCUCUAACCCUCUACCUGGAGGAAGGAGGGGUGGUGACUGCAUGUAAAAUCAACACUCAGGAACCUGAAGAAAUUCUCGAUUUUGACUUCUGCAGUACUAAUGUUGUAAAUAAAAUUAUCCUGCAGUCAGAGGGACUCCGAGAGGCGUUUUCCGAACUAGAUAUGACCAGUGAAGUGCUGCAGAUUACAAUGUCUCCAGACAAACCUUAUUUCAGUCUGGUACAUCUUUUCUUCUUAAGAUUAUCUACUUUUGGGAAUGCUGGAAGCACUCACCUGGAUUACCCCAAAGAUUCUGAUCUUAUUGAAGCCUUUCAUUGUAAUGAAACACAAACAAACAGAUACAAGAUAUCAUUACUCAAGCCAUCAAUUAAAGCACUAGCUCUGUCUUGCAAAGUAUCCAUUCGGACAGACAACCGAGGUUUUCUUUCGUUGCAAUAUAUGAUAAGGAACGAAGAUGGAGAGAUCUGCUUUGUGGAAUAUUACUGUUGUCCCGAUGAGGACGUGGCAGAAGCAGAACUGUAGCUAUCAUGAAAAUGUCACUGAAUUAAUGCCCGAGGAAACUGUUUAGUUCAAGGCAAUCUGGGAAAGAAACAGGACAAGAGAACAGAACAAUUGAAAGGCCAGAGAUCAGAACAUUCCUGAGCCAUUUAGUGAACCACACCUGAUUUCCUUAAAACUAGGGUGAUGGAAAAAUUCAGAUGGAGACAAUACGCUUUGAAGAAGCUGCUGCGAAUUCCUCUGGAGGAAUGUGUGUAAUACGCCAGCUCAGGUUCUAGAAUGAGAAUACACAAUAUUUUUUUCCCCCCGGCAAAGGUUUUGCUUGGCGUCCAAAAGGAGGGCAGGGUAAAGCCAAAAGUAUUUUUAUUUCAGUUAUCUGAAAGUAAAAAUUACAAGGAACAUCCGUGGCAGUGAGGCUUACGUACCCAAUGUACAAGCUAGAAAUUGAGCCUCUGAAACAGAGCUGAAAGAGAUACUGGUUGUAUGUCAAAAUGAGUCACUCACUGAAUUUCUGGUGGAAGAUUUAGCAAAACUGGGUUGUAUCACAUACUUUAUCUUUGAAUCUAGAAAGUAACCCAAAUUCUGAAUGGAUAUAUUUCUCUUUUUAUAUACUGCAUAAUAUGUUUUCAGAAAUAACUUUAAAUGUAGUUUUUAUUUUUUUCGUCAAGGUAACAGGCAAUCCCUUUCCAUUUCUCCUAUUUUGAACUCGGGGGGGUGGGAGGGACUUCCCCUCUUUCAGGCUUCCUGUCUUUCCAAGCAAACGGAAGAAAAAUUAGCACCACCAUUUUAGAAGCUAGGACACUCAACAUUUUAUAAAAAAAAUAGACCAUCAUUAUGCUUGGAAAAUUAUUCAAUGGGAUAUGGAGGAGGGAGUGGUGGUUGGAUGAAAAAUGAAGGAGGCAACACAAUGUAUAUGAUGUGUCCCUCCUCUAGCCCUACUUCUGUCUUUUCUCAUAGUGGCUUAAUUAGUUUAGUUAGUUUACUUUAUUGUCAUUGCACCUUGUACAAUGAAAUCAAACACCAUCUUCAGUGCACAUCAUGACCAUGAAAAUAAACACAAACGCACAUCCUUCACACUCCAGGCACUGAAUUGAAAAC
Molecule: messenger RNA, 2068 nt
Organism: Notechis scutatus (mainland tiger snake)
Lineage: Eukaryota; Metazoa; Chordata; Lepidosauria; Squamata; Elapidae
Source: RefSeq, a predicted model, not a curated record